Molecule: messenger RNA, 1377 nt
Organism: Cyprinus carpio (common carp)
Lineage: Eukaryota; Metazoa; Chordata; Actinopteri; Cypriniformes; Cyprinidae
Product: GTPase IMAP family member 9-like
Molecular function (GO): GTP binding
Source: RefSeq, a predicted model, not a curated record
AAACACCCCCUCUACAGGUCACAAGAGGAACUGCAGGGAGGAGGAGCAUCUUACCGAAAACCAAAAGUGAAAGACAACCUGAAAAACUCCCGUGAUUUCUUGACAUGUUUAAAUCAGGGGUAUUAUUUGUUAAAGUUUUAUACUGUAUCUGUUUCUUUGGAGUCAAUAAAAAUGGCAGAGGGAUCUACAUCAGGUACAGAGAUGUCAGAGAGCAGCUCCAGAGCAGAUGAUCCAGUGAUCCGGAUUCUUCUGAUCGGCAGAAAGGGUUCUGGGAAAAGCUCAUCUGGAAACACAAUACUGGGAGAAAAGAGGUUUAAAGUAGGUUUAAAUUAUGAAGCUGAAAUUCAUGAGGAAGUAACUCAGAUCGGCGGGAAGCAGGUCGCUGUGAUUGAUUGUCCAGAUCUACUGGAUCCAGAUCUGAAUGAAGAGCAGCAGGGGAUGAUGAAGGAGCAGCUGGUCUCUGGAUGUUCAGCAGGUCUCAGUUCAGUUCUGCUCACCGUUCCUCUGGAGGAACCUCUGCAAAAUGAGCAGGAGAUCCUGGAUUGUGUUAAGUGUUUAUUUGGUCCUGAAAUUCAGAAAUACAUCAUGAUUCUGUUCACAUAUCAGUGUGAAUCGGAUCAGACCAUUGCUGAACCUCUGACACAACACGAUCAAGCAGACCUCCAGCGACUGAUGACUGAAUGUGGGAGAAAGUUUCACUGUUUCAAUAACAGAAUUAAAUCAGACGAUCAGAUACAAGGACUACUGCAGAAGAUUGAAGGGAAGAUGCUGGAGAACGGAGGGAACUUUAUCAUGAAACAAUUAAAGAGGAGUAACAGCAAGGCCAAUCUUGUCAAUUUUUCAGGAGAGUCUCCAGCAGCAGAUCCAGAUUUGUGAGUCCUAAGAGGAAAGACCAGAUCAGACUGGUUGUGCUGGGAAAAACUGGAUCAGUGAUCAGCUACUGGAAACACCAUCAUCAGCAGAAACAUGUUUUAAUACUGCAUCCAUUGCUAAGGAGAUAAUGUGAUGACUCUUAAGUGGCACUUUCACUUGAUGAUUAUAAGCGGUUGUAUUCUUGACUAAGACAUCAAUUUUGGGUUCAAUGCAGUUUAUCCUGUGGGUGGUGUUAAUAGAAAAAGUUAAAUAUCAGCAGCUGCUCAAUUUAAAUCUGCGUUCACUGACUGGCGCAGAGACUGACAGUGAAUUCAGAAAGGGAUAUACAUAUAUCACAACAAGUGUGAAGAGGCCUUUAAACUGCUUACAACAAUACCAGCAGCAUGUAAUCAUAUUUACAAUAAUUACAUAUUAAUAUAGCUUGCUAUUGAAGAUACAGCUUUUUAUAUAAUGCUGCAUGCUGCUUCCUUACAUUCCAUUAAACUGUGCCUAUUUCUCUUCAUC